AUGGGGACCGGGACGUCGGUCGGUAGUAACGUUAAAUUGAGUUGUACACAUUCCCCGAGACACGAUGUCAAGUACAUUUUGAUCAAAACUGGAUGGGGUUCUUCAGGUCAAUGGAGGUUCCCUAACGAUGUUGCGUGUACCCAUGAAUUAAACAGUAACGUGAACGUUCCCACAAGCUCUACAGGCUGCAAUGGCGUCAGCACCUAUGCAUGUAACUCAGGAUACAAACAAUUUGCUGGAAACACACAGCGUACAUGUUACGGAAAGUUCUGGACGGGACACCCACUUGUCUGUUCUGUUUCAACUUGCAAGAUUGACAUCCUGUUCAUUAUAGAGGCUUCCUCAUACACCUCUUCUAUUUACUCAGAAUUAGUAUCAGUUAUUGGUGAUUUGGUGAGGACAAUGCAAAUUUCAACCAGUAAUAUACAAGUUGGGGUGAUAUCCUAUGACAACGCUGUGGACCAGAAUAUCAAGUUUAACGUCUAUUCCACGGCGGCAUUACUGGACACUGCUAUUACGUCAUUAUCGAUACCAAGUGCUUCUUCAACAAUUAACCUCGCCGAGGCAUUGCGUGUUGCAUUUUAUGAUUUUGUUAAAUUGUCAAAUGGGAACAGAUAUCAAGCAUAUAAAUACAUUGUUAUUGUUGGUAAAUCAACUCCUCACUCUCCCGGGGCAGCUAUUGGACUCAAUAUAAGACAGGUGGCAAAAAAUCAGGUUUUCGGAAUUGGUAAGAAAUGGAAAUUUUAUGUAUUUCUAUAUUAA
This is a messenger RNA of Saccostrea echinata, 762 nucleotides long. RefSeq lists its product as uncharacterized. The record is from RefSeq and is a predicted model, not a curated record. NCBI's taxonomy places the organism in Eukaryota, Metazoa, Mollusca, Bivalvia, Ostreida, Ostreidae. The transcript is spliced from 3 exons. Bases 1 to 762 code for a protein of 253 amino acids.